CAUAGAUAUAUCUCGUUAUCUACCAUAGACAAACUUUUUUAAAUGUUUUUGUUUUAAAUAAAGAAAAGAGAAGAUGAUAAACAGAACCUCUGAUGUUAAAGGAAGUUUUUCAAAAUAUCUAGCAUGACGCUUAACAGAUUAAACUUAUUAUGGAUAAUGAAUUUAUUCUUAUUUGUAAACUCACAAGCAGAUGAAAAUUGUGAUCAUCAGCUAAACGCUUUCGCUACUGCAUCUUCUAAUUUCACUGCCUGUGCUAUUGCAAAUUCGAAGCCAAUAACUUUAUGUGAAGAUUGUGUUGAAACUUAUAUUCAAGUUGUAGAAAGCUAUCAAAAUAUGAGUCUGAGUUAUGGGGGAAAAAAGUGCAUUGAUAAUUAUGUUGAUUUGGAUAGACUUCAAAUUGUGAGAACAAUUUAUGAAAAUUGUUUCGAUUUAUGGAAUAGAGCAAAGUGUAAUGAUUGCUUUAAAUUUGAGAACUCAAAUCUUACACCCAAAAUAUCUAACAAAACUCUUCAGUUUGAUCAGUAUUAUGUUGAUCUUGUGAAAUGUAUCAAUGGAACACAAACAAAUAGUUCAAAAGAAAUAUGUCAGAAAUGUCUGCAGAAUUACAUGUAUUUGAAUAGUUUUUAUGUUAGUAUAAGCAAUGAAAAUGAUAAAAUUGGAGUUUGUAUGGAUAUAGUAGAUAUAAUGAAUACUACCCGCAGAUAUUGGAGUACUAAAUGCUGCAAAUAUAGGAGGCAUGAAGAAUAUGUUUUUAUUGGGAGUGCUGUUGGAAUAUUAACCUUAACAGGUGUUUUUUAUCUUAUGACCCUCUAUCUUGGGGAAAAAGAAAAACCACUCAUAUUACAACAAAAUCGUUUAGCUGAGUCUUUGAAUCAUUUGAAUAGGGACAGUGAUGAUAUUUCUGAUGAAGAAGAAUGAAUGAUGCUGUUUCUGAUAUUGAAAUUAUAGUGAGUCAUUUUUAUUCUAUAUUUUAUAAUGUUGAACAUUCAAAUUUGAAUAAAUAAUUAUUUUGCAA
Molecule: messenger RNA, 1015 nt
Organism: Coccinella septempunctata (seven-spotted ladybird)
Lineage: Eukaryota; Metazoa; Arthropoda; Insecta; Coleoptera; Coccinellidae
Product: osteopetrosis-associated transmembrane protein 1
Exons: 6
Coding region: 124-918 (264 amino acids)
Cellular component (GO): cytosol
Source: RefSeq, a predicted model, not a curated record